CCCUAUUGCUGAGGGUCACUACCCAGUCCCUACUGACGCGGGGGAGUGCUCACGACUCCUUGCCUGCAGCAGUAGGCUUGCGUGCGCAGAGCCAGAGACACCUCGGGCUCUGAAGUGCGCUGGGACCUGGACGGGCUGGCGGCUAGUCUGCUAGUCAGUCUUCAUCUCUCCGCUGCCUGACCAGCACACUGAGGCUGGUAGGCUCCCAGCUUUCCAGUCCUUCUCCGGAUAAAACGUUCUAAGGUGGAACCAGGAGCUUCUGUUUGCAAGGAUUUGGAAAAGGACUUCAUUAUCUAUAUCCUUUCUGGUCUCUUGGGACCUGUUUAGUCCUUCUCCCUAAACAAAAAUGAACACUUCUGUCCUGUUACAAAUGGAAAGUACCAUUGAUUGGCUCCAACAAAAUGUCAGUUGGGCUCCAUUACUUGAGGAUGAAAAUUGCAAUUACACCAGUCUGAAUGGAACCAAUGUCUCAAGUGCAGAGUGGGGAGGGGCAGCAGGAAGAGUCAGGAAGUGGAUAGGGGGCAAUCCCCACAUCAUGGCAAAGAUUGUGCUGACAUUUGCAUAUGCUGUCAUCAUAAUGAUAUCCCUCUUUGGCAACUCCCUGGUAUGCCAAGUUUUUGUCAAGCACAAAGAAAUCAAGAAAUCAACAGGCCUUCUCAUCUUCAAUCUGGCGAUAUCUGACAUUUUGAUAAUCCUGCUCAACAGUCCAUUUGCUCUGGCUCGUUUCCUGACUGGACAGUGGGUAUUUGGUAGGAUUAUGUGUCAUAUCUGUCGUUUUGCUCAGUACUGCUCCCUCCACGUUUCGACUCUUACACUGAUGGCAGUUGCCAUGGACCGGCACCGGGUAAUUCUUCACCCAAUGAAACCAAGGCUGACACACUCCCAGAGCUUAACGGUUGUUGCUGUGAUCUGGAGCAUUGCAGUGUUCCUUGCUCUUCCGCAUGCAAUUUACCAAAAUGUGUUCACUUACAUCGGCAUGGAUGGCACCACCAGGAGCUACUGCCUCCCUGCCUUUCCUGGACCGAGCCAGCAGGUUUCGAAGUAUGUGGACCUUGGAACAUUUGUCUUGCUGUACAUCCUGCCACUUCUGGUGAUUGUUGUAACCUAUUCUCACCUAGGAAAGAGGUUGUGGCUACAAAAUGCCAUUGGUGAUGCCUCUGCUCGUCAACUUAUGGCACACUACCAGAAGCGGAAGAAGAGCAUCAGGAUGCUGAUACUUAUUGUGUUGGUCUUUGCAGUUUGUUGGUUUCCACUUAAUUUCUAUGUGGUUCUUAUUUCCAAUGCAGGCGUCGAAAAUGAUAGUGUGGUUUUCUAUGGCUUUCACUGGUUUGCAAUGAGCAGCACUUGCUACAAUCCUUUCAUCUACUGCUGGCUCAAUAGGAGCUUCCGUGCCAAACUAAGAUCUAUAUCAUCUUUCAGGAUGCAGUCACUGUUUGUAUGUAGCAGGUCCCAGGUUCAGGAAAUCAAGCCAAAGGAGAGUCUUGAGCUUCGGGAACUCCGGACAUCUUCGCUGCUGCGAGUUCCCCUGGCUGUUCCAGAGCCCCAGGUAUUUGAGGAUCCCAGUUUGGCUACAGGGGAUAAUUCUCAAGUUUCUGUUCAAGGGGAUUGGGAAGAUCCAGAUCCCUCCAUAGAUGAAGAGGCAGCAGCAGUAGCAGGGCCCUCAACCCAGGAUCCUUACUUUUGCAUUCACAUGAAGACUACCAGUCACUAAAUUGGGCACCCAUCUGAUCCAUUGCAAUCUUGCUUAAUGAGUACCUUCUCCCAGACAAUUCAGUCAGAGAUGGGGUAACCUUUAACUUAGAUAUUGAAUACAAUGCUUUACUAUCGUGUGCACCCUCACAGAUCCAUCUCUCUGGAUCUUUUUAUGGUUUUGAGUCUUAGUUCUGGCAUCAGAAUUCUACUUGAGUCCACUGUACCAAAAUGUGGACAACUGACUGUGCCAGACCCUGAAGGAAUUUGUUGACUUACUUAGCUUCCUUGCUUUGCAGAUAAAUGUAUGAGAACCACAUUUCCUGAAUAAGAUUCUUUCUUUGCCUCCAGCUUUUACCUGUGAUUAUUGCUAGUAGUGAUAGUGAGAUGGAGGAACUGUGAGUGAAAGAUGUCUGUGUACAGAAUUACUAAGAAGACUACUUGGUAGCCCCUCUCUGCCAAUAGGAACACCCUUUUCUUCACUGCCCUUGUGCACCGACUUGGUGCUCUCAUGUAAAUUACUUUGUGCAUCAACUUAGUCUGAGGCAGAUACUCAUGAUAAGGAACAAGAAAUACUGGUGAAGGACUCUGGAUUUCUAUUACCCCAUCUUUGUAAAUGUGACUCUGUAUACUCAGUCUACAGAUCUUUGGCUUUAGACUAAUUUCCCACGCUUCAGAUAUCUCAUCUUGUCUAUAACUGUGGACUUUAUCUGGAGGAACUACUUGGAAUUUGUAUUAGCUAAUUUAGCUAAUGUAUACUGGCAUAUGUGGUCUCUGAUGAAUUUAUUGACCUUUCCUAUCAGAACUGGCCAUCUGAGUUGAUUAUUCACUGACUUUUGGUCAUACCUUUAUCCUAAUACUUUCACAACAAGCAGAGCAGCAUCUCCACCCCCCCCCCCAAACUAUUCCCUAUCAACUAUAAUUUGUUGCAUCUUAACAUGACAUAAUCAAGUGCAUACAUGCACACACAUGCAUACAUUUUUAUGUUAACACAGGUAUAAGCUUGUAUAUAUUGCUCCUUGUUACCUCUCAUGCUAUCCACCUGCCUGGUGCUCUCACUUAUUUCUACCUGUAAUUUUCAUGCUAACUGAGCCUAGACAAGAUUUCAUGCCUUAAAGUGAAGUCUUGAAGGCUCUGAGAGUGUGGCAACUUUUUGUCUCUGGAAUCAGCAUUUCGUUAUAGUUGGUGCUUCAUGUGUUCAUUUGAUUUGAUUUGAUUUUUUGGUGUUGUAUAUCUCCCUGUGAAAAUUGUACAGAUUCAUGACCUAAUUUGUGCUCUUAUGUGCUAAUUCCAUUCCUUCGCUAUUUCUAUGCUUUUCUCUAACCAUAUCAAGUUAUCACUUAUGAGUGGCUUUCAUUUUAUUUUGCUUUCUCAUAUACUCAUUUCAACUCAAUUCAUUUUAAUUAAUAAUCUAUAUUCUUUUUUGUUAAUUAUGUCAGUCUCACACAUGGGGUGUGUUACACACUCCUGUUCAGAAGUACACUCAUAGAAUACAACACUGCUUCUCUCUCCUUCCAACAUUUCAUCCGGGUGCUCACUUUUCCAUAUUUGUUUGUUCUGGUGUCUCUAAUAUUGGAUUUUGGUUGCUGCCUUAACCAGAGGUUCACAACUUCUUGUGCUGAGGCUCAUCAUCUCUUCACUAGUUGAAGCCUCCUCAUUUCCGGUGCUUUGUUCCAUCGUAGACUUUCGUUUGCUUCCCCUGCUUUGCUUUCUCUCUCUCCCACUCCCCCUCCCUCUCCCCCUCUCUCCUUCCUUCCCUCCCUCCCUCCCUCCCUCCCUCCCUCCCUCCUUCCUUCCUUCCUUCCUUCCUUCCUUCCUUCCUUCCCUCCUCUCCUUGGUGUUGAUCUAAGUCUAAUACUAAUUCAUUAUUCCUUUUCUACUUUUCCCUGUACACAGAUAUCCCUCUUUCAGUUUCUUCACUUUUUUUGUCACAGAGAUUCCCUUCCUACCCCAGACAAGAGUGAACACGAGAGAACAUUCUUGUUCUUGUGUAUUAUGUUGGCUUAGAAAAUCCAUCAGAGGGCACCAUACACGAGGAUAUUGAGAAAAGUCUAACAGUUUCCUUGAGAUCUCAGCAUUCCUUAAUGAGAUUGUUCUUUCUAGCUGAAUUGUUUGCUUAUACUUUCAUUGUGAAUAGUUAUAAUUUAAUAUCUGAUUAUAAAUGUAGGCAUUAGUAUCUGCUUAUAAAUUUAAGAACUAUAUCAUUGCGAACUGAUUUCAGCUAACUUUAUGUAGAAUACAAAUGUAUUCAUGGCCACAAACUUUACCUUAGGUAUGGGACCUUUGGUGAUCUAAUUGAUUUACUUUAGCAGACAGUCAAUGGCUCCAAGAAACCUGUUACUGAAAGAAAUUUCGCACAUAUUCAAUUUGUGUGAUAGAAACAGCAUCUGUACAAGUCAAAGCACCUUGUGCUUUGAUUUUGAUAUAAGGCAAGAAGUCUCUAGUGGAAACAAGCCCAAGACUCAGAAUACUGGGACACGGAUUUUAUUUGCUCUGAUUCAACUAUUUGUGUGACCUUAGGCAAGUCAUGUGGCCUUAGUGUGCCCCAGUUUCCUCAUCUAUAAACGGUGGUUAAUAAUACCUUAUAGGGCUAUUGUAAGAGUUAUCUGUGAUAACAGGUAUUAUUGUUGUUAAUAGGCUCAUUUUCCUGUUACCCACCUUGUGAUUAUUGCUGUUAAUAUUACUCUAAUUGUAAAUGUUACUAUUGUUAUUGUUAAAUAUUGUUAAAUUAAUGUUGCUGUGCUCCCCUUGAAGUGCUGACCUGUAUACAACUAAGAAGGCUAUGCAGGUAUUUAUGAAAAUACUACUUGAUAUAUCUCACUGGGGAAAAAGGAAAGCUUCUACUGCCUGUUUAGAUUACUUGAAACUAGGUUGGACAGAAUACUGCUGAGAGGAAAAAGAUUUCCAGAGCAGAGACGGAGACAGUAGCUGAACUCUAGACAACUGAACAAAAGAAGUACGUGCCAAGUAAUAAGCAGAUGGAUAAUUUUGAGUUAGUCUCUCAAGUAGGUUUUUCAGAACUUUAGUAUUUCUGCUCUGAGAAGAGCGGCAGAUAAGGAAUCAAAGGACAAAACUUGAAAGAGGUGAAGUGUUUACAAAGUAUAGAAAUGACACAGGGUUUCUAUUCUGAAUUGUCAUCUCUUUUCUAAGAACUCCCUUUAUUUAUGAUUCAAUGUAAUUCUCAAUAAUUGUAUUACAUAUUUAUAUUUGUUAAUGUUUUAGAUAUCAUAGUAAUAUAUUAAGUGUAAUAGUGCUCAUUACGGUGCUCUUCUGAAGUGUGCUUAAUGUGUUUUAUGGUGUUACAUUUAACCAUUUUCCUGCCAAAAUAGUUCGCAAACAAACUGCAAAAAAAUAGAAAAAAAAAUCCCCAAGUUUUAUUUAUGUGUGCUUGUUUAUAUGGAACACUGAAAUUCCCAAAAGAAUGAAUAUCGACAUUGGACUUUGGAACAAUGUAUUACCCUUGUAUGUAUCCAAAACAGGCUACAGUUGAGGGAAACCCCUCACCUAGACAGAGCAACUGCUUCAGAAAUUGUUCUGCUUGACAACCAGGAAGAGUGAAUUCUGAAGUUUGGGAGCUCCAGGCUGUACUCAGAUGAACUGUUCAAAAGGGGAGAGGGUCAAAUUAAGGGUUUAGAGUUGUCUGACUGUAAUUAUCGUGUGUCAGCUGGCUUUUGUACUUAAGUAUAUUUUGACUGGAAUAAUUUUUCAAGUGUUUGAAACUACACACCUUUGUGAAUCCUUUGCGACUCUGUAUAUGCUUAAUUAAAAAUAAAUAAAGCUGAAGAUAAUGAAAA
Peromyscus californicus insignis is the source of this 5483-nucleotide messenger RNA. RefSeq names its product G-protein coupled receptor 83-like. Gene Ontology annotation, biological process: neuropeptide signaling pathway. Gene Ontology annotation, cellular component: membrane. Bases 347 to 1711 code for a protein of 454 amino acids. Gene Ontology annotation, molecular function: neuropeptide Y receptor activity. NCBI's taxonomy places the organism in Eukaryota, Metazoa, Chordata, Mammalia, Rodentia, Cricetidae. The record is from RefSeq and is a predicted model, not a curated record. The transcript is spliced from 5 exons.